ACUGAUAUCACAUUCAAGGCACUUAUCUGUCAUUCAACACUCGUGUCGAAAGUCUUCGACAUUCAAAACACACGCGUAGACCUGAAUAAUUUGGUAGCAGGAAGGUUAUUUAUUUGCCAGAAGCUUUCACUGGGGGAGUGUACUUUUGUCGCAACGUUGGAAUAUUCUGGUACAAUCACUCGGAAUCUCGUCGGAAAUCGUAAUAUGAUCCUCGGUGCUCUUCGUGUUUAGCGAAGCAGAGCGGAAAUAUGCGAGCUUCAAAGGUCACGAACUUAGAGUUGCUUUCGUUGUCUGUAAAUUCAACCGCUGCUUGAAUCGCCACGGUUUUAGUCUAGAAGCAAUGAAGAGAAAAUAGUAGUGGAUUUAGUUCUUGAGUCUUUACACCGGAAGCCAGUACAGCGUAGGAAUAAUCACAAAAAAACAAGAAACGAUUUAACGAAGAAACCAACUCGCUUGCGGUCGAUUCCGUGUGUUUUUUCUUACCAAGUGUCAGUUUGAGUUUACUAGACUCCCCACUUGGAACCAUGGCAAAUUUAACCAAGAAAGCAAACUGGAAUUUGUCGGUGUUUAUCACUAGCUUGAGCACAGAAAAACCUGUGGAAGUGACAGGACAAACGCAUAUCGGCAAGCUCAUGUUGGAUCUGGUGGAAGGGCUAGAUAUAUCUGCAGAUUGGUCGGAUCAUGGUUUAUGGUGGCCUCAAAGGCGGCAAUGGCUUCUCAAACCACGAAUUACUCUCGAUACAUGUGGGGUGCAAGGCGAUGCAAAACUCCAUUUCACUCCCAUCCACAAAAAAGUUAGAGUACAGCUACCGGACUUGCAAUUUGUGGAAUUAUCCAUGGAUUUUUCUAAGAAAGUUUUCGUAGCUGUUCAAGAAUUGUGUGCAGAACUUGGAAUUCGACACCCUGAAGAACUAUCUCUGAUGAAACCAAACAAUAAAUUGAAAAAGGAUGCUCGAAGAAGUAUGAAAGGGAAAAAGAAACGACACUCUGGAUCAGGGUCUCAAAGUUCUGAUGACAAUCUCUCGCAAAAUAGCGACGAUCGGCAGUGUGGCAGCAAAGAUAGCCUUACGAUUCCUAGACACGGUGGUUAUGCCUCGAAUGGCAGUAUUUCCCCGGGUUCCGCUUCCCCCGGUUCGCCCGCUUACUCAAAUUUCGGUCCUGAAGGGCCAUUUUCUACGCUAGAGAACACGAAUUUAAACCAGAGUCCUCUAACGCCGUCCCAGGAAGCUUUAAACACGUUAUGCAAACCGAAAUCGAUCCAAGAAAAAGCCUAUUUGAAUUCCGGGUGGCUAGACUCUUCAAGAUCACUAAUGGAACAGGAAGUCCAAGAGUUUGACACAAUCUAUCUGCGAUAUAAAUACUACACCUUUUUCGACCUUAAUCCAAAGGUGGAUGAGAUCAGGAUCAACCAGCUGUAUGAGCAGGCCAAGUGGUCAAUUCUCACCGAAGAGGUGGAAUGCACCGAGGAGGAAAUGAUGUCCUUUGCUGCUAUCCAGUUCCAAGUGAAAAUACUCUCUGCAUCACCCCAAAGCAACAUCCCAGAGGAUGAUGAUGAUAUUGAUGCUGCUCUUAGUGAUCUGCAGCUCACUCUUGAAGGGUCCUCACACUCAACAACAUCACCGGCAAAAGUGAACAGUCUCAACACUGUCCCUGAGAUCAUGGACUACCUCAACUUGGUCAAACAAAAAGCUUUUGGUAGCAAGAAGAAGAAGUUUUGGUUUGUGUUUCGAGACACCACACUGACAGUAUACAAGAGCCAGGAGGAAGCAUUUGGACAACCAGUACAGCGCAUGAACCUCAGAGGCUGUGAGGUGACCACUGACGUGAAUGUCAGUAAGGACAAGUACCAAAUUAGAAUGAGGUUACAGGAUAACGAGGAGAUUGAACUGGCCUGUUCUACAGAGUCUCAGUAUGCCAAGUGGAUGGCUGCUUGUCGCAUGGCCUCUAAGGGAAAGACAAUGGCGGACAUAUCCUACGAGUCUGAGAAAGCGGGUAUCCAGGCCUUCCUAAGCAUGCAGCACGACAAGGGAGAUGGCACGCCCCUUAGCCCUGGACAGAUCCACAUCCAGCCCGAGGACUUUGUCGGUCAACGCAUGCUAAAGAAGUACAAGCCCAAACAGAUCGCCGCGCGCAUCCUCGAGUCGCACACGGCACUACACAAGGCAUCGCUGGUCGAGUCCAAGAUGAUGUACAUUCGCCAAUGGCAAUCACUGCCUGAGUUUGGCGUCUCGCAUUUCAUCGUGCGCUUCCGAUCAGACAAGCCUAAGAAAGAGGAAAUACUUGGCAUCGCCUUCAAUCGUAUCAUGCGCAUCGACGCGAGCACACGCGAGGCCAUCAAGACGUGGCGCUAUAGUGUGAUGCGCGCGUGGAACGUGAACUGGGAGACGCGCGAGAUGAUCGUGCAGUGCGAAGACGAGAUGAUCGCAUUCAACUGUGUCAGCGCGGACAUCAAGGCUGUGCACGAGUUCAUCGGCGGCUACAUCUUCCUCUCCAUGCGCAAAGACGUCAAUCAACCCCCUAGCGACGAGCUCUUCUACAAGCUGACAGGGGGCUGGGUCUGAGUCACGCACCCUUGUCACGCUAAGAUAUUUCAAUGACAUAUGAUACUGGAUUGAAUUGGUGCGUUGAUUUACAAGCUGACGAAGUACUAGGGUGCGUGACUCCCGUGUCACGCAUUACUUGUGUCACGCGAUAUUAUUCCCGCUCGGGCUGGUGGGAGCUUGUAUAAGCUGACACAAUGUUAAUAACGUUUCAAAAAGAUUGACUCAAUGGAAAACAAUGCCGAUAUGGUUCCAAGUAUAUCAGUAGUGAACACUUCCAGUGAUUGUGUGACUUCCCCCGGGUAAUACAUUGGGAUUGUCACGCAACUUUUUAUAUGCUACAACAACGGCGGAAUGUCAAUAUUCACAAUAAUUCAGUCACGCAAGAGACGUGUUAACGAAACCGGAAGUUCUUUGUAGCUGCCCUGGGUUAUCGCUCCCAGGCUCCAACCAAUAGGCUGCGCGCCCUCCUCUUGGCAUUUGUCCGUCACCCGUUUGGGUUUUCGGUGGUGGGAGAAACUAUGGUUCUUCCCGCCCUCCCAUCGGCAUUUGUUCGUCGGGUCCUCGGUGGUGCGAGAUCCUAUGGUUCUUUCCGCCCUCCCACCAGCAUUACGAAAAGUCUUUAUAGUUUCAAAAGGUAUUAUUUUAUUAAUAAAUUAGCAGAAUACAAGAAAAACAUGAUUAUAAUAAGGCAGGUUAACAAUCUCGUUCAACCAGGAGAUAAAGAAUGUUUGUGAAAUUUUAAUGGGAUAGAAAUUUGAUACAAAAACUGAAAGAAGGCUGAAGGUAAAAUUAGUGUAGCGGGCUGUGAUAAACUUCAAUUCCACACUCCCAUUAGAAGUGGAAAAAAAAAGUUGUUAAAUCCAAGACUUUCUUGUAACAAGUACAAGUUUCUUAUGUAGACGUAAUAUAUUUGAAAUAAAACCACGCCUAUAUAGUGA
Molecule: messenger RNA, 3481 nt
Organism: Nematostella vectensis (starlet sea anemone)
Lineage: Eukaryota; Metazoa; Cnidaria; Anthozoa; Actiniaria; Edwardsiidae
Product: fermitin family homolog 2
Exons: 14
Coding region: 525-2561 (678 amino acids)
Biological process (GO): integrin-mediated signaling pathway; cell-matrix adhesion
Cellular component (GO): cell-substrate junction
Molecular function (GO): integrin binding
Source: RefSeq, a predicted model, not a curated record